This is a messenger RNA of Ilyonectria robusta, 1941 nucleotides long. RefSeq lists its product as uncharacterized. NCBI's taxonomy places the organism in Eukaryota, Fungi, Ascomycota, Sordariomycetes, Hypocreales, Nectriaceae. Gene Ontology annotation, biological process: transcription by RNA polymerase I; transcription by RNA polymerase II; nucleotide-excision repair. Bases 1 to 1941 code for a protein of 646 amino acids. The record is from RefSeq and is a predicted model, not a curated record. The transcript is spliced from 2 exons. Gene Ontology annotation, cellular component: transcription factor TFIIH core complex; transcription factor TFIIH holo complex.
AUGGCCAUCCCAGUCGGCCGCACUCUCUUCAAGAAGAAGGAUGGCAUCUUGACCCUCACCAGUGACCACCAGUCCGUCACUUGGACUCCCAACUCUGGUGGUCCUCCCACCGUCACACUAGUCGUAAACAACAUCACCAACCUUCAGCAGACCCCCGACACAUCGGCCAAAGUGAUGCUGAAAAUCUUCGAAAAGACUUCUGAAGCUGCUGAACCUGUCACCUACCUGUUCCACUUCAACACUGCCGAAGCUAAGGUUGAAGCAAAGGCCGUCAAGGAUCUCUUAUCUCGUCUGCUCGCAGAAACUCGCAGUGGCGAUGCCGGUGUUCCCAAGCCCGCCGCACCAAGUGCCGGCGAUUCAUCGACUCCAAAUGCCAAUGGCGGUUCGGGGAGUGGCUCCGCCUCCAUGUCCUUCGCCAGCGCUGCCAAUCCCAACCCCUCCUCCCUACGGUGGUUCGACGAUGCCCAGCUCAAGAAUGAUAUCGAGCUACAACAGUCCCUCAUGAGGAAUGAUACCAGUCUGCACCAAACCUAUGUCGAGGCCAUGCAAACCAAACCCGACUCCAUCUCGGGACCCGCCUUCAACUCGCAAUUUUGGUCUACCAGGACCAACCUUCUCCGGGCUCACGCCAUCGAGACCAACCAGAAGAAGGGUGCCUACAAUGUCCUGUCCACUGUCAAACCCCGGACAGUCGAUGGUGAGCUGAAGCUCAACAUUAGUGUCGAACAAGUGCAGAUGAUCUUUGUCCAGCACCCACUGGUGAAGCGCAUCUACAAUGAGAACGUGCCCAAGCUCCAGGAAGCCGAGUUCUGGUCUCGCUUCUUCCUCAGCAAGCUGUCCAAGAAGCUACGAGGCGAGCGCGUCAACGAAAACGACACAACAGAUCCAAUAUUUGACAAGUAUGAUGCCAAUGAGAACACCCAGACCUUCCAGAGCAAGAUCAUGUCACAGCAGGUUCCUCACAUCAUCGAUGUUGAGGCCAACGAGGAGAAUCAGGGUGGCUUCAGGAGCGGAAACGCCAAAGACGUCGAGAUGCGGCCGCGGACCAACUUCCCCAUCGUCAAGACUCUCAACAGCCUCAGUGAGAAGAUCAUGGCCAACGUUGCGCCUUCCGACGCGAACCCCGAAGACGGCAACGAGGCGUACGACACCUACAACGAGCUCGCCCUUCGUGAUCUCAGGGGCGAUGCCAAGGAGCACCGCAUCAUGCUCAAUGUGAAGGAGCAGAGUAAAUUCUUCUCCAAAAAGGACUCUGCGCCCUCGGCAAACGCACGCAUAUUUGCAAAGCAAAACACAGGCGACGUCCUCUUUGAGAUCCACGGUGAUCUCGAGACACUCGAGGGCGACGGCGCAGGCGGCAUCGACCUUCACCUAGGCAUCGGCUUCGAUGACGAGAGUGACAGUGACGACGACAGACCCAAACGGGCGCAUGUCGGCUCCCGUUCCGCCCUUCAAGCCGCCGACAAAGACGUCAUGAAGGGCGUCCGCCAGCAGCGCGCUCAGAAGUAUGGGCAUGAGUCAGACAUCACCACACCCAUGGGUCUUCCCGUCGAGCUCACCCGCAAGUGCAGCCUCACCCACGCCACCACGAUUGAGUUCCUUCACCAGUUCUGGAACGCCUUCCUCUCCGGCGACCCGGACCGCGCCGCUGAGUUGCAGUACCUCGCCGAGUCCCUCAACCGCUCCGCCACCCGCAUCGCCGCCAUGGCCGACGAGGCCGAGAAAGAACGCGACGAGAUCAUUCACACCCGCAAGAAGGAGAUCCGCGAUCACUUCCAGCGCACUGGCAAAAAGAUCCGCUGGAAAUCGGACAACGUUGGAGGUGGCCGGCCCGCCGUCAUGCGACUCAUGCAGCCGACCCUCGACGCCUUGGAGAAGGCCCAGGUCGACUAUCAGCGGGCUCUCGCAGCGGAGAAUAUCCAGGUGUCUACGGAAGCAUAG